Molecule: messenger RNA, 5393 nt
Organism: Agrilus planipennis (emerald ash borer)
Lineage: Eukaryota; Metazoa; Arthropoda; Insecta; Coleoptera; Buprestidae
Product: polycomb group protein Psc-like
Exons: 7
Coding region: 772-4494 (1240 amino acids)
Biological process (GO): negative regulation of transcription by RNA polymerase II
Cellular component (GO): PRC1 complex
Molecular function (GO): promoter-specific chromatin binding
Source: RefSeq, a predicted model, not a curated record
UGUACAGUGUAAAUAUGUACUGCGAGGUACAUAAGGGGGAAGUGAUACAUAGGCUCUCCGUCGUUUAUUUACCUCUCGCAGUCGUUCAGACCGCCGUCAGAUGGGAAACUCACCAGUCUGCCGAGCGAAAUCGUACCGAGCCGUGGAAUAAAACACAACACCAACGUCCACUACGACAAUUGUUUUUAACAUCGUCGGUUUUUAUGAAGAAUAAUCCGUCAAAGUGCGACGACGUUUUCAAACCGUUUCGUUCGCGCGUUUAUACGAAAUCGAGGAAGGGGUUUUGAAAUGUGCGCAAAAUAAGGUUAUGGUCUUCUCUGUGUGUGUGCGUGUGUAUGCGUGUAUGUGUAUCGGUGUUUGUAAGUGAGUCUAUGUGCGUGCUGCCGCUGCUUUUAAAACGGAUGACACACACAGCGUCGAACUAUUACAUGAGAAUUCUCUCGAAAGUUAUCCGAGCUUUUUUCCGUCUUGUCGUCUGAGUUUUCCGGAUACUGGCCUCUCGGUAACGUUGUGCGACGGGAUGGCUUUGGAUUCGUAGAAUCGACGGCCCUCGAAGAGGUCUCCUCGACCGUCGUAAAAAUUUGCCUGGAAUUGGUCCCUCGGCCUAUUCAUUAUUGAAACGUACAGAAUGUAAUACGUCGGCUGCCGGUUACUUCUAUUGCUGGCAGUAUUGUGGACUGUUUUGUGAAAAAAUGUGCACAACUUUGGAUUACCACCAUUGCUAGGUUUAUUGCUCAAGUCGUUUAGACAGAGAAAAUUCGAUCAGAUCCGAUGACCAUGCAUCUGCCAAAACUGGCCAAGCCAGAAAAAAUCAGGUUGGUCGAAAUCAACUCGCAUCUCACCUGUUAUCUGUGCAAGGGUUAUUUUAUCGAUGCAACCACCAUAUCCGAAUGCCUGCAUUCAUUUUGCCGCAGUUGUCUCAUAAAAUUCCUGCAAGAUAAUAGCCACUGUCCCAUAUGCGAGGUGUUGAUCAACAAAGCCAAGCCAAAUAUCAAAUUGGACAAAACGCUCCAAGACAUUGUGUACAAGCUCGUUCCGGAAUUGUUUCUGAACGAGAUGUUGCGCAGGCAACGUUUCUAUCAAAAGCACCCGGAGGCCGCGGCGAAAGCCACCCCCGAGGACAGGGGCGAAGACACCGAACGAACAAUAUUCAGUCCGCGAGACUCCAUCAGCUUGUCGAUCGAAUACAUUCGGGAGGAUUCUACGCCAGGAGCCAUAGCGAUUCCACCCUCGAAUUGUAAAAACGGUACCGAGGGUACGAAAAAUGGUACCGUCGCCAUUGCGAACGAUUUGGAAUCGUUGGCGCUGCGACGGUAUCUUCAGUGUCCCGGAAUGUGCAGGGUAGAAGUGCUGAAGAAAUUUAUCUGCACCAAGUACAACGUAGACAUUAACAAAUUUUAUAUUGAAAUUUUGUACAAACGCGUGCCUUUGCCGGACCACUACACCCUAAUAGACAUAGCGUACAUUUAUUCGUGGAAAAGGAACGAACCGAUGAAGUUCUUUUUCAAAAUAAUAGAUUUAGAUACGAAUAUGGACGUUUCGGAAGACGUUGAGAUUUCGUCCUUCCCCAUGAAAAUCAACAAACCUCCGAAACCAAAAAGGAAAACGUUAGAUAAAAUCAAGACAACCGGUGAUAAUAAAAAACUGAAUUUCGAUAGCGUCAAUAGUGAUAAUGCUAAAUGUGAUAACAAAAUUGAUAAAGACACUUCAGUUUUACCGAAGACAAUAAUAACGAAUAACGAUAACGGCAUCGAAUCUAGUCAAAAGUUAGACGAAAAAUCUGAAAAUAAAAUUGAAGAUAAACUGAAACCAUCGACGAAACUUGAAAUUGAUUUGCGAUGUACCGAAGGAAUCGCGAAAUUGGACGAAACGAAACGUAAAUCGGAUGAAAUAAAAAUUAUCCGAAACGGUGAAGAUGAUUCGAACAAAGAUAAAACAACUGAAGAAGUAAAAGUUGUCCAAAACGUUCAAGAUGAUUUGAAAAUGGAUAAAACGACUAAAGAACUAAAAGUUGUUCGAAACGUUCAAAAUGAUUUGAUAAAACUAGACAGCCAAAAACUGUCUAAGGAGUACACAAAGAUUACUUUGAACCGUAAUAGUAACAUGGAGAUAAUAACGAAGGUUCAACAGGUGUCCAACAAAAAUGGGCAACCAAUAGGACUGAAGAUCACCAAGCAAUUGGUGAAGAAGCCUGUGAUUGAUAGUAAUAAAACAAUUAAUAAUAAAUUAACCGAAUCGAAAAGGAAGUUAUCGCCAAAACAUAACAGUAUACAAAAUCAUAAGAAGAACGUAUUGGGUAUAGAAGAUAAAGUGGAAAUAAAUCCAUCAUGUGAUGUUAAAAAUCACAGUCCUGCCAAUGACUUCACAUCACCUCCUGAAUCCUCUUCCGAGCCACUAGAAGUCGAUCCGGAAAAAUCAAAGUUUCUUGAAUCGUUUGAAUUGACUGCCAGAAGUUCUCUAUCACCACAAAAGCGAAACUCAAUCACCAACCACAAAACUACCCCAGAAUCCUUUUCAAAGGAUUUGGAAAUCCAAAAAUGUAACUUAGGAGGUCCAUCGUCUGCCCAAAAGAGAAAACCCUCCAGUCCCAUGAAACACGAGAGGGCGUCAAAGAAACAAAAGUCCUUGGCCGGCAAAACGUCGCCAAACAAACGAAAGCCCGAAUCGAAAAACAUCUCAAACCCUACGGUCCGUCAAAUGGUGUCAAAUGUUCACCAGAGUGCAACGAACGUGUCGAAAAUCGUGGAACAAUCAUCCCCGAAAUCGAAGUGUAACAAAACAGAUUUACAAUCUCUCUUCGACAGUUGCAAAAUCAACAUCCCCUCGUCGCUUUCAAUAACGAUCAAAGAAGGCACAGAGGACAAAAAUCUACCCCCGGUCAAACCGGUUAAGAACUACAUUGAAAUUCUGAAGUUGCCCGACACAGAACAAAAGCUUUUGAAAGACUCGAAAGAAUUAGAUGACGAGUAUAGAGAAAGGCCGAAACUGAACAUCACAGUUUCUUGUUCAACAAACGGUAUCCAAAACGUUCCGAAAGGAGAUGGCGAGAUCCAAAACAAAUUACCAAAAACCACCGAAGAAACCACCAGUACAACAAAUACCUCCGUACUUGAAAAAGGCACUCAGAACAAACCUUCGGCGACUACAAAGGUGGUCGCUUCUACUUACAUACCAGAGAAGGUUACUACCACCAUUCCCAUAAAACUUGCCCCGUUGAUCGCCAAUCAGUCGUUCCAGAAGAUGUUCGAAGAAUCUAUCAAAAAAUCUAAUUGGUGUAUUUCCACCGAUGGUGUCGACAAAGAAGAAAAGUCUCCAAAAGAAGACAGUAAACAUAAAACGUCUACUAUUAGUACAAACGAGACCAGUAACAAUAAAUUAAAUGAAAAAGAGUCCCAAAAGAUCGCGUUGGAUUUGACGACGGAUAGCAACAGUAGUAAUUCUUCGAGCAGUGGUCUAAUUAAUAGCAGCACGAAGAAGAACAUCCUAGAGAUCGCCACGCAGUUGUACAAGAAAUCGAAACUGGAGCAAACAAAAUCGGCGGAAGACAGUAGCAAACAAAACAAAACAGCUACAAAUAAUACCAGUACGUAUUCGAGGCAUAUUUCGGCCACCGCCACACCAAACUACACCCCCAGCAGUAUUCCCCUACGUUUGACACAGACUUUAUCGAAUUUACAUUCGGCCAGUUUGGGACUCAACUACACAGUGUCUGUGACUCAAAACAACUCGCCGAAAUUGUCUCCCAAAAUCAGUGUCCCAAGUCCGAAAAGGAACGGAGACACUUCUAAAGUUCCUACCACAACAUCCCCGACUGAUUCCAAAGUGAAAACUUCAUCCCCAAAGACUGGAUCAACGCCAAAACUUAAUACCGUAUCGCCUCCGUUUAGUUUGUCACCGAAAUCUUCCGUUAAUUCUUGUGCUAACAGUAGUGACAAGGGUGUAAAAACAACAAUAGCAACGGGUAGUGCCGCGGGUGGUCUAUUUACAUCCGGGGGUUUUUGCAUAGUGUCGUCCAAAGGGGACGAACCGGCCGCCAAGGUUCCUAGACUGAGCGCGUCACCGAAAAGCACCUGUUCUUCUUCCACCAGUGACGCUAUCAAAAUUUCUGCAGCGUCGCCAAAAGCUAAAGAUAGUUCCGGAAGUGUUGGUGGUUCUGGUGGUGUUAAUAGUCAAAAACAAUCGUCGUCUAAAAAUGACAGUGGCAGUAGCAACAACAACGGUGGCGCUUCCACCAUGAACCCGAAUGAGAUUUUGGAAAAGUAUAACAUUCAAAAUUUGGCUCAGUUGACCGCGAAUUUCAAUUUCCCUAUAAAUCUGGCCAUGUUACCACACAAUCAACUGGCCGCUCUGCAUCAGGCCAUGAUUCUGAGACACUUCGAGUUGCAAAACAGGCAGAACUGGUUGAAUAUGAAUCCGAGUCCUCUUGUCCAGUACGAAAAAUAUUUACAGAGUUUGUCCCAGAAACAAGGUCAGAUACUGAGCAAAGAGAAUUGACGAUCGUUGUUGUUGAUUAUGUAUCUGUUUCUAAAUAAUAUUGUCCAGGAUAAUAACAACGGAGUGUUUUUUAUCCUUGUUUACAGGGAACAUAGGUAUACUUACUACUGUCUAAUUUUACUACCACUGUCUACUUCUACGUCCUGUUUUAUUAUUAUUAUUAUUAUUAUUAUUUAAUGCCUAUGUGUUUGUGUCAUUUAUUUAUAUUUACUGUAGGUAUAUUUUCUAGGUGCACAUUUGUUUAUUAUUAUUAUUAUUUUCGUAAUUAUUAUUUAAUUGGCGUUGAUAACAGUACCUUAUCGCUACGUCUAAUGAUAAGGUUAAAAAUUGAUCGAACCGAUUUCGUUUGGGUCCUCUUAAAAUAAUUUGUCUACUUAUUAGUAGUAGACGCAUACGAAAAGUAUUAUUCAUAAUAGACAACAACUUUUUAUUAUUAUUAUUAUUAUCUAUUAAUAUUAUUUACUAUUGAUAAUAAUAAUUGUCUAUCUGUCUGUGUUGCCGUUAAAUUUGUGUUAUGUUUAACUUUUUUUUCUUGUAAAAAUUUUGUAAAAAGUUAGAUGUAAUAACGAAGUUAUGUGAACUGAUAAUACCUACCACACAUACCUGUCCGAUCAUCCACAUUAAUUCUUCUUCCUUUUUUAAAUUUCCUAUAAAAAAAUAUUUGUUGUUUCUCGCUAGGCAUUUAACAACAUCACCACCGAUUUUAUUACUACUUAUUAUUUUUAUUAAAAAUACACGGAGUAAUAAAGUACAUUAUUUUCAAUGAUCUCGGCGAUGUUUUUUCUUUCACCUGUUAGAUUAUUAUCUGUGAAAAGUAAGGGUUUACAUAUAAGGGCGCGUAUUAGAAAGGUAAGUGAAUGAAUAAAGGUAAAGCAACAAAACAAAAUGAUCUCGAAAUA